Molecule: messenger RNA, 2853 nt
Organism: Cavenderia fasciculata
Lineage: Eukaryota; Evosea; Eumycetozoa; Acytosteliales; Cavenderiaceae
Exons: 5
Coding region: 1-2853 (950 amino acids)
Source: RefSeq, a predicted model, not a curated record
AUGGUCUGCUCUUCAGAUCCUCUUCUAAAGGAAUACUGGAUCGAUGAUGAAGACGAAUGGGAAGAGUUGGAUUCAAUUAUCAAGGUGUUGAGAGCGUUCAAAGUAUCUUCAGAAACCAUGUCCCAAAUUGGUUCUGGAAGCUCUAUUGCCAACAUAAUCCCUCUACAAUGUCCUACUGGACCAACUCGAGGACGCAAAGGAAAACUCAAUCACCGAGGUUGUAAAUUUAGAUGUCAAAUGUAUUUCCAAAGUCCAUAUGACAUUAGUGUCAGACUAUUAUGGCAAAUAAAUAUUGAAUACUUUUUCAUUCUCAUUCUCAUUGUAGACAAACAUACAUAUUUGAAUAUAUAUGUUGCAAAGAUUGUAUGGAGAUAUGCAAAGCAGAUAACAAGACACAUUAUAGCAAAUCAUCAUCUAUAUCGCGAUAGUAAAACACCUGCUCUCAUCAAAAAGUACAAUCAUCCUUCGAUAACAUUAGAAUGGAUGUUAAAGAAUGGGUUCAGUGGUCUACUUGCUGACAAGGUUUAUUUGGGUCAAUAUAUAACAAUUGAGAGUAUGAACUGGAUUCAAUAUGCAACAUUGGAGAACACAAAAUCAAUCCCAGUCACCUUGUUGGCCGACUGGAUGCAUCGAACCAUUCAAUUCAAUAACUUACCAAUCAAUCAUAUGAUAAGAGUGGUUUCACAAACCAAGAAUCCUCUUCUUAUCCUUAUUAUAAUGGAUAAAUAUUUACAAAUUACAUCUUCUUCUUUAAUGUCAGCUGAUAAAAAGACACAAGAACUUGAUGAUAAUAAUAAUAAUAAUAAUAAUAAUAAUGUUGGACAAGAAGAUAAACAAAAGAAUCCAUAUCCUCUGACAAUAGAUACAAUUGCCAAAUUAUAUCAUUGUAGUUAUAAGAGUGGUAAUAGAGAGUUGUUAAAUAGAGUAGUAGAUUUUAUCGAUAAGGCAUUUGAAACGAGGAUCGAGUCAAGUGCAAUCAACUUUAUCCUUACCACUAAAUACUACUACUUUAUUCACUAUGCACGUCGAGUAUACCCGGACCUCAUCAAGAGCCAUCCAUUGCGGUAUAUCCCAUUACACUAUAAAAAACAAUUGGUUGAAUGUCUAAUGUCAGACUAUGACAUGAUAACCAUCUCUGUACAAACCUUUGAAAACUUUAUCAACAACAUUCCUCUUGUCAACUAUUAUCCAAGAGGUAAUUCAAAAUACUCUCAUCUAAUCGAUUUAAUUCAAUAUAUUUGGAUUAAAAUUAGUCAUAAUGUAAAUAAUAAUCAAAAUAAUAAUAAUAAUAAUAAUUGUAAUAAUAAUUGUAAUAAUAAUGUAAAAAAAGUAAAUUGUAAUAAUAAUCAAAAUAAUAAUCAAUAUAAUAAUAAUAAUAAUAUAAUAAUGAUGUUUGAAAAAAUAGAUAUAUUUGUUGAACAAUUGUUUACAGAUUUGGAUAGUAGUAAAUGGAAAGGUAAAAUCAUUAGUACAACCUACUCUAUAAACUAUUGUACUGUCAAUGAUUUAAAGACGAUUAUAAGACUCAUUUGCACACUCAACUAUAUCAACCAACAAUUCAAUAUUGGCAAUUUAUCAUUUGUGCGAUUCUCCUGUCACAACCUACUAUCAAUCUUUGAUUUACCAAACUCUGUAUUUCAAUAUAUCAUGGCACUUUCCAAGACUAUUGAUGUCCCCCGUCACCAACUUUUAAAUGGAGCACUUAAAUCAAACAAUAUUGAUAAUAUAGAAAUUCUAUUAAAGCAACAAAUGAACAAUAACAAUAAUACUAAUAACAACAAUAAUAAUAAUAACAAUAAUAAUAAUAAUAUUAAUAAUAAUACAAAGGAAAUAUCAUGGAAAGCAAAUACUAGACAAGUACAUGAAUAUCUUUGGACAAAUACACAGUUGGGUGCAAAUGAAGGAUUGACAAAGAGCCGAUACGAUGACAUACAAGUGGCCAUUAAAAAUGUUGAUCAUCUCUAUUUGGACUAUUUACUCGAUCUCUUUCGCAGCCAGCUCGAGGUAUCUCAGCUCAUCCCCAUCAUAGAGUCGGCAGGGUUGGUCGACCAAAAUAUGGCACUUAAGAUCUUUCACAAGUUUGUGUCGACUGUCCACCCGGUCUUUGUCAAUACCAAGUGCACUAUGGCCGGUAGCUUGGGCUGCCAGUUUGUAGUGCGCACCUUUUCCUCACACCUGUCAAUCUAUUUUAAAGAUGACACUGAAAUCCACCCCAACUCUGCCAUGUGUAUCGUCACCACGGCCAUGGUUAUGGGCGAAACCAACAUGCUCAAAUACUUUUCAAACAAAGUAAAUAUGGUACUUGACAUGUCAGAGGCAUUGUGUCAUACAGAUACUUGGAGGUAUCUCGUGACUGACCACUUGACCAAACUUCGUGUUGGCAAAUUUACAAAAAACUAUCCUCUGAAACCAGAGUUUAGAAAACGGAUCAUUGAAAAGGGCAACCUGUCCAUGUUUAGAGAAAUGCUAAAGGACAGUAGGAUCGACGAGAAUCAAAGUUUUUUCAUGCCAAUUGUUAAAGAAAUGGUUUUGGUUGCACUAGAAUAUAACAAGCUUAAAAUACUUGAAUAUAUUCACUACAAUGUUGUAAAGUUGGAUUAUAGUAAUAUCAAUCCAAAUUCCAUCAAACCUACAAUCCGAGCAAAUCAAUUAAAAUCAAUUAAAUAUCUUGUUACUUGUGAAACUAAUAACAACAAAACAACAACUAAAAAGAAAACAAUGACAUCAAACGAUCAACCAAAACCAGUAUCAUUAAAACUACAAACAAAAUUAAUGGAAAUAACAAAAGAAAUUGGUCAAAUUCCAAUUUAUAAUUAUUUAUUUAAUCUAAAUCAAAUAAAUCAAAUCAAAUAA